AUGGCGAGAAGUUCAAUUCUUCGCUCCCAAGUUCUGCGCCAAGCACUUGGCAGCAACAAGCUUAGCCCAGCAGUAUCUUGUAAUCUUAGUUCUGAAACCCUUCUCCUCCAUCUUGUCCAAUCCCCCACCGCCACAGGAUUUCGCUUUUCGAAGCUUCCAUUCCUGCUAUCCCGACCCUUUUCGUCUUCCUCAGGUCCAUCCAACAUUCUUCUUAUUAAGUCGGAAAAUGAAUUCAAUAGUAUGCUUGGCAAGGUUCAAGAUGAAUCUUUGCCGGCGGUUUUCUAUUUCACUGCAGUCUGGUGUGGACCUUGCAGGUUCAUAUCUCCUCUCAUUGAAGAGUUUAGUGAGAAAUACCCUCACGUGAAGACAUAUAAGAUUGACAUUGACCAGGAAGGACUUGGAAGCGUAUUGAGCAAGUUACAAAUUACCUCUGUGCCAACGCUCCAUUUUUUUAAAAAGGGGAUAAAGGCUGCUGAAGUAAUUGGCGCUGAUGUGGCUCGCUUGAAGGAUACGAUGGAGAAACUCUACAAGACUGACUGAGGAUACCAGAGGGAAUGGAUGGCAGAGGAUGUAUAAUUUGAUGUCUUAAUAACCUUUUAAAGUAAAUUCAAGAAAUUAAUGAGAUCGCUCGGGGUAAUAUUAUAAAAGAAAAAAAAAAAUGUACUUGGUCGGUCAGGUUCACUUGUGUUUUUGGCCAAUGAGGCAAGUUCGUGUAGUAAUCGUUUUAUCAGUAGAAUGUUGCAUAAGAAUUUCGUCU
Molecule: messenger RNA, 757 nt
Organism: Juglans microcarpa x Juglans regia
Lineage: Eukaryota; Viridiplantae; Streptophyta; Magnoliopsida; Fagales; Juglandaceae
Product: thioredoxin O2, mitochondrial-like
Exons: 8
Coding region: 1-540 (179 amino acids)
Source: RefSeq, a predicted model, not a curated record